Molecule: messenger RNA, 1825 nt
Organism: Bradysia coprophila
Lineage: Eukaryota; Metazoa; Arthropoda; Insecta; Diptera; Sciaridae
Gene: Kpc1
Product: Kip1 ubiquitination-promoting complex subunit 1
Biological process (GO): protein N-linked glycosylation; dolichol-linked oligosaccharide biosynthetic process
Cellular component (GO): cytoplasm; endoplasmic reticulum membrane
Molecular function (GO): protein binding; GDP-Man:Man(3)GlcNAc(2)-PP-Dol alpha-1,2-mannosyltransferase activity; ubiquitin-protein transferase activity
Source: RefSeq, a predicted model, not a curated record
AUCACGAUAUCGGCGACGUAUUGUAGAUCAUGAUCAAGUUAACUUCCUGAUCAUUAACGGCAGCGGAUUAUUCCCGUAAUCAGUCGAGCAUAUUUUUCAUUCGCGCACCGGAAUCUGAUUCAGUAUGUUUCCGAUCCUAAGAGGAAUCUGUUUUAGUAUGAUUCCAAUCCUAAGAGAAAUUGUUAAUUAUUUUAUAACACUGUUGUUGCUUUGUACUGGUCUCGUUGCGCUUAUUGCAAUUUUGUCGGUAUUUGCAUUACGAAAAUAUGUGCUAAACAAGAAGCGUAUGUCCGGUGGCCAAGAACAUAUUAUUCGAAUUGGCAUUUUCCAUCCAUACUGUAAUACUGGCGCUGGUGUCGAACGAGUCAUGUGGUGUGCGAUCCGCGCUCUGCAAUUUAAAUAUGGCAGUAAAAUUCACAUCAGAGUUUAUACUGGCGAUACGAACGUGAACUCGCAGCAAAUUUUACGAAAUGCCGAAAGAAUGUUCAACAUUUUGGUUGACGAGAAAAAUGUCGAUUUUGUGUUCCUGAAGCAGCGGUAUCUGGUUGAAGAGCAUCGGGAUCCGUUUUUUAAUCUACUGGGACAAUGUUUAGGAUCAAUGGUCCUUGGAAUGGAGGCACUGUUACGGUAUCAGCCGGAUGUAUUUAUAGACACAAUGGGGUAUGCUUUCACAUACCCUAUUUUCCGGUACAUUGGUGGCUGCCGGGUUGGAUGCUACACUCAUUAUCCAGUGAUCAGCACUAAUAUGUUGAAACUUGAGCAUCAAAGUUGGUUUGCUUGGAUGAAGCUCUUUUAUUAUCGAAUGUUUGCAAAGAUUUAUGGUUGUGUAGGUCGCUCAGCUCAUACUGUAAUGGUCAUUUCAUCGUGGACGGAGAAGUAUAUUACAGAUUUAUGGAAUGUUCGAACGCACCGCGUUUAUCCACCGGGUGAUGUGGCUAGUCUCAAAAAGUUGAAGCACAUUGAUUCAGAUCAAAUCGUUAUCAUAUCAGUUGGUCAAUUUCGACCGGAAAAAGAUCAUCCGCUUCAAUUACAGGCAAUGUGUGAACUGCGAACUAAACUGCAAAACAAUCAACCACUGUGGGAAAAGGUAAAAUUGGUGAUCAUCGGAUCAUGUCGCGAUAAAGACGAUGAAGAACGAAAAAGAUAUUUGGAAGACUUAACCAAGCAGUUAUCAUUAGAUCAAUCCGUAGAAAUCAAAGCGAACGUUUCCUAUGGAGAUAUAAUGCAACACUUUCGAGUGGCAUCGAUUGGCUUAAACACAAUGUGUAAUGAACAUUUUGGCAUUGGUGUUGUUGAUAUGCUCGCGGCUGGACUCAUUACCGUUGCAAAUAGAUCUGGUGGCCCAAUGAUGGAUAUUAUUGAAACGUCUGAAGACAGUCGAACUGGAUAUCUAGCUGUUGGGGCAAUAGAUUACGCAAACUGUAUCGAGAAAAUUCUGUAUAGCACCAAAGAGGAGAACGAAACCAUUCGAAAUGCGGCCAGAGCUUCAUGCGAUCGUUUCACCGAAGAAGAAUUUCAAAGUAAUUUCCUUCGUGCAGUUACGCCAUUGUUUGAUGAAUAAAUUCGAAUCGUAAAGUGAUAAAGCGACGUCGUAAAAUACGUUAAUUCUAUUAAUUUAGUAACACUAUUUGUAUAAAAAUGCAAAUAAACCAGGCAUCCAUAACGUUAUAACCGAAAUCGAUUUCGUUACAAGAAAAACGAAAUUCGAAUCGUAAAGUGAUAAAGCGACGUCGUAAAAUACGUUAAUUCUAUUAAUUUAGUAACACUAUUUGUAUAAAAAUGCAAAUAAACCAGGCAUCCAUAACGUUAUAACCGAAAUCGAUUU